AUGAAAUAUAGAUAUAUUUAAUCAUUAACAGAACUCUAAAAUAAAGUAUUGCAAUAUUUUUAAAAAUAAGAAAAGGUAAUCACAACAUUAAUUGAACAAUAAAACCAUCAAAUAUCACUAAAUAUUAGCUAAGCAAAUACGCUUUUAACCAAAUAAUCUGUUCUGGAUUCUCAAUCCAUUGAUAAUUUUAUUAUAUUCAUAACAUUAAAUAAUGCAAAAUAAUAAAUUAUUGAGAAUUAAUAUAAUUAAAUCAAUAAUUAUUUAGAAAGACAGUUCAAUUAUGAAUUUGCUGAAAUUUAAUGUAAAGUAAACUAAUUAACGACAAUGGAUAUUAAAUUUAAUAAUGUACCUAAAUUUGAAGAGGAAUAAUUCAAAAUUGAAACUGUUGAAAAAAUAAAUGAUUAAUUGCCCUUUUGUAAAGAUCACUAAAUGGAGAAAAACUGUAUUUGUAUACAUCAAGAUUGCUUAAAAGAGCAAAAUCUACAAUAUACUUGUAUAUAAUGUGCUGAGAGUAAUCAUUAAGAACACCACAAAGGAAACUAUGUAAAAACCUUAAAGAAAUUAAAGUAAGAAUAAGUUGAAAAAAUUAAAUUAAUUGAAGAAAAUUUAAAAAUGCUUAAAGUGGAAGUUGAAAACAGAAUUGAUAAAGUGCUAAAAGAAAAUUAAGAAUAACAUUAGGAAAAUUUUAUUUAGUCUUAAAUAUAAAGGGAAAAUCUUAAACUAUUGGAAGCUUUUACAGUAAAUGAUCAUCUCAAAUAAAAUUCCAAAUAUAUCUAUAAAAAAAUUGACUAGAAUUUAUUAUAAUAUGAUUCAGACAUGAUCCAAUAAGAAUUUUAGUUUUAACUAAAUACAUUCGAAUAAUUAAAAUAAUAAAAUACAACAAUUAAGAAAAAGGAAUUUCUUAAAUUAUACCAAAGUAUUGAAAAUGUAACACUGAACUAUAAGUAAGAAACAUUUAAAUUAAAGAAUUAAGUGUAAUAAUAUGAAAUCUAAAUAUCUGAGUUAUAAAAGAAAUUAGAGGCAUAGUCAAAUGAAUCACUUUUAAUAAAGCUCAAACAGAUCAUUUGUGAGGGAUAGAAUUAAAUAUAAUAAUAAAUUGAAGCAACUCCAAAAAUUGUUGUUGAAAGUAUGCAAUUUAAAUUCCUAUAAUAAGACAUGAAACACGCUAUAAUAAAAAUUAAUGAAAUAAAAUAAUAAACUGACGCUGUACAUUAGUUUGUUGUUUCUCUCAAAGAAGAUAUGAAAAAUAUUAUAAUACAAAUUAAUAAAAUCCAAUAAUAGACUGAAGCUGUACCUUAAUUUGUUGUUUCUCUUUAAGAAGAUAUGAAAUAUAAUAUAAUAAAAAUUAAAGAAAUCCAUUAAUAGACUGAAGCCAUACCUUAGUUUGUUUCUCUCAAAUAAGAUAUAAAACAUAGUAGAACAACAAUUAAUUAAAUUCACUUAUCAACUUAAACUCUUGUAAAACAAAAUAUAGAAGUCACCUCUUUGUUACCAGGUUUAGCAAAUAUGAUAAAGUCAACUUAGAUGAUCUCAGAAUAAAUUUAAGUUGUUCCAAAAAUUGAUGCUUAAAAUACACAAUUUACAUAGCUAUAAAAGUAAAUUAAUGAGUAGAUUAUGUAGCUUAAAUAAUAAAUUUAGUAUAUCCCAAAUUGUUAUAACUAAACAUUGAGCAAUCAAGUCAACCUCUUAAAUGGCCUUAUUAGAUAGGUACAUAAUAUAGGAUUAAUCUUGGAAAAAAAUGGAGACAACUAAAAUUAAUCAGGCUAUAAAUUGUAUUAAUCCCCUACAUAUGGAGGUAAAUGA
This is a messenger RNA of Paramecium tetraurelia, 1803 nucleotides long. RefSeq lists its product as uncharacterized. The transcript has a single exon. NCBI's taxonomy places the organism in Eukaryota, Ciliophora, Oligohymenophorea, Peniculida, Parameciidae. The record is from RefSeq and is a predicted model, not a curated record.